GAGGGAAUUGGAUGCAAUUUCGAAGCGCAGGAUCUCCAUCCCUGGGGGGUUUUGGGUUUUUUUUUAAAUAGCGCUGAAACUUUCUGGGGUGCCUGUGCAGCGCCUUGCGCAUCGCGGCAGAGCCGGGACCGCGGAGAACGAUGCCCCGGCGCGGGAAUGGCAGUAAUGAAGAUGCCCAGCGGGGAAACACCACCAAAAAUAUUGCAAAGGCCCCGAGUUGUGGCUUGGCUUUAUGCUGCACCCUUCGCCCUAAAAACCAGGCUCGCGCUCCGCCCGCCGGGGGGGUCCCAGCGAUGCCCCGCAGGAAGGCGACGGCGGCGCCCUGGGAGCCCGGCGCGGGCAACGGGACGGCGCCGCGGCAGCGGGGGGGCCCGGCGGCGGCGGGGGGGCGGCGGCGGCCUCGCCCGGAGCGCGGCGGCGGCAGCAGCGGCGGCAGCAGCGACGAGGAGGCGCCGCGGGAGCGGCGGCCCCGCGCCGGCAGCCCCGGGGGGGGCGGCGGGGGGGGGGCGGCUGGCAGGCGGCCCCCCCGCGCCGGCCCCCCCGGCCCCCCCGGCGGCCCCGCGCGCGGCCAGGCCGUGGUCAUCUGCGAGCCCGAGCACAGCAAGGAGCGUGUGAAACUGGAAGGCUCCAAGUGCCGGGGACAACUGCUCAUUUUCGGAGCCACCAACUGGGAUUUGAUCGGCCGGAAAGAAGUGCCUAAGCAGCAAGUCGCGUAUCGUAACCUGGGCCAAAACCUGUGGGGGCCGCACAGGUACGGGUGUCUCGCAGGGAUUCGGGUGCGGACGGUGGUGUCGGGCCCCUGCGCCGCUCACAGCCUGCUCAUCACCGCCGAGGGCAAGCUCUGGAGCUGGGGUCGCAACGAGAAGGGGCAGCUGGGCCACGGGGACAGCAAGCGCGUGGAGGCACCGCGGCUCGUCGAGGCGCUCGGCGGGGAGGCCGUCGUGCUGGCUGCCUGCGGCCGCAAUCACACGCUGGCUCUCACGGAGAGCGGCUCCGUCUUCGCCUUCGGGGAGAACAAGAUGGGGCAGCUCGGCCUCGGCAACCAGACGGACGCCGUGCCCAGCCCCACGCAGAUCAUGUACAACGGGCAGCCCAUCACCAAGCUGGCGUGCGGCGCCGAGUUCAGCAUGAUCAUGGACUGCAAGGGCAACCUCUACUCCUUCGGCUGCCCCGAAUACGGCCAGCUGGGCCACAACUCGGACGGCAAGUUCAUCGCCCGGGCGCAGCGCAUCGAGUACGACUGCGAGCUGCUGCCGCGCCGCGUGGCCAUCUUCGUCGAGAAGACCAAGGACGGCCAGGUCCUGCCCGUGCCCAACGUGGUGGUGCGCGACGUGGCCUGCGGCGCCAACCACACGCUGGUGCUGGACUCCCAGAGACGCGUCUUCUCCUGGGGCUUCGGCGGCUACGGCCGCCUGGGCCACGCCGAGCAGAAGGACGAGAUGGUGCCGCGCCUGGUGAAGCUCUUCGACCUCCCGGGCCGCGGCGCGGCGCAGGUCUACGCCGGCUACACGUGCUCCUUCGCCGUCAGCGAGACAGGUGGCCUCUUUUUUUGGGGAGCCACCAACACCUCCCGCGAGUCCACCAUGUACCCCAAAGCGGUGCAGGAUCUGUGCGGCUGGAAGAUCCGCAGCUUGGCCUGCGGGAAAAGCAGCAUCCUCGUGGCGGCCGACGAGAGCACCAUCAGCUGGGGGCCGUCGCCGACCUUCGGGGAGCUGGGCUACGGCGACCACAAGCCCAAGUCGUCCACGGCCGCCCAGGAGGUGAAGACCUUGGACGGGAUCUACACGGAGCAGGUGGCCAUGGGCUACGCGCACUCGCUGGUGAUCGCCCGCGACGAGAGCGAAGGGGAGAAGGAGAGGCUGAAGAAGCUGCCCGAGUACAACCCGCGCACGCUGUGAGGCCCCCCCCCCCCCGCCGGCGCCCCCCCCCCCCCCCCCGGCCCCGGCUCGCCUCCCGCUUUCCAAAGCCUUGGCUCCUUCGGCACGUCGAAGACCUCUCCGGAGCGGGGCCUUUGGGCAGAUGCAGGCUUUUAUUUUUUGGCUUUUUUUAAAAAAAAUUUUGCAAUUUGUGGGGGGGGG
Molecule: messenger RNA, 2078 nt
Organism: Dromaius novaehollandiae (emu)
Lineage: Eukaryota; Metazoa; Chordata; Aves; Casuariiformes; Dromaiidae
Gene: RCC2
Product: regulator of chromosome condensation 2
Exons: 14
Coding region: 141-1898 (585 amino acids)
Biological process (GO): negative regulation of GTPase activity
Cellular component (GO): membrane
Molecular function (GO): small GTPase binding
Source: RefSeq, a predicted model, not a curated record